AUGGAUUGCAAUAAGGACGAAGCUCAUAGAGCUAAGGAAAUCGCAGAAAGAAUGUUUUCAGAAAGUGACUUGACGGGUGCGAGGAGAUUUGCUAAGAAAGCAAAUUCUCUUUUCCCGGAUCUGGACGGGGUUCAGAGUUUGAUUUCGAUUCUGGAUGUUUAUCUUUGUGCCGAAAGAAAAGUAAACGGGGAAACGGAUUGGUAUGGAAUACUGGGUGUUGAUCCAAGAGCAGACCAUGACACGAUUAAGAGAAAAUAUAAGAAUAUGGUUCUAAUACUUCAUCCAGAUAAGAACAAGAGGGUCGAGGCUAAUCAUGCUUUCGGUUACAUUCGUGAAUCCUGGAAGAUCUUAUCUGAUGAAAAAAGUCGUGAAUCUUAUGAUCGUAAGAGGAGGGGAACAAAUCAACAACAAGAGGUUCUGGUACCAUCAAAUGGACCUGAUAAUGGAUUCUCUGAUGUCAAAGUCACGAUUGCUAAUCAACGCAGAGCAGGAAGCUCCGACUUUACUCCUACGUUUUGGACUGUAUGCGACCAUUGCAAGAAAAAGAUUGAAUAUUUUAGAAUCUAUGUCAACCGUAACAUUCGAUGCAGUAAUUGUAGACAACUUUUUCUCGCAAUUGAAACUGCAGAGCCUCUUGAUCCUUCGGAAGCGGUGGACAUCAAGAAUGAACAUUCUGGUCAUCAAUAUCAAGAAUUCACUCCUAUUGUUGUUCAAGGUGAUUCCAAAUUUCAAUGGAAUCCGUCUUCUUCUUCUGAACCAGCUGCUGCUGAUAUUGUUGCAACAUCUGAUGAAGCUGCAGCAGCAGUUAUCAUUCAUAAAGAUGAUGAACAUGAGGUUAAUGAGGAGGAAUUUACUUUGCCAAAUCCAAAAAGAAGAAAGGGAGAAGAAGAAGAGGCUGAAUGA
Messenger RNA from Impatiens glandulifera, 903 nucleotides. RefSeq names its product dnaJ homolog subfamily B member 14-like. The transcript has a single exon. The coding region runs from base 1 to 903 and encodes 300 amino acids. NCBI's taxonomy places the organism in Eukaryota, Viridiplantae, Streptophyta, Magnoliopsida, Ericales, Balsaminaceae. The record is from RefSeq and is a predicted model, not a curated record.